Molecule: messenger RNA, 1712 nt
Organism: Acipenser ruthenus (sterlet)
Lineage: Eukaryota; Metazoa; Chordata; Actinopteri; Acipenseriformes; Acipenseridae
Product: acid sphingomyelinase-like phosphodiesterase 3b
Exons: 9
Coding region: 251-1621 (456 amino acids)
Biological process (GO): sphingomyelin catabolic process
Molecular function (GO): sphingomyelin phosphodiesterase activity
Source: RefSeq, a predicted model, not a curated record
CUAAAAAGAAGAAGCAAUCGGCACUCGGCAAUAGACAACCAACUUCACAUCCCUCCGAAAACCAGCGCUUCAAUAACAUCUGUCGCUGCCAAAGGACAAACGUGGAUCAAGACAGUUACACACGGGAGUGUGCCACACCUUCAUUUCUCGUUAGGGAGAACAUUGAUCAGAGGUGCAUUUCCGUCUUCUCAGAACUCAGCUGUGGCCCCAGUGUGCAGUCUGGUGUAUAACACUGCGUUUCAGGACCCCAAUGUCUCUCACAUCAGCUAUUGUCCUGUGCCUUCUGCUCAGCAGCUGUGGAGCCCAGGCCUUGUCAGGCCACUUCUGGCACAUCACUGACCUUCACUGGGACCCGCAGUACAAGAUGUCCAGUGACCCCAAGUCUGUCUGUCCGUCCAGCGGCUCUCAGGCUGUUCACAAUGCCGGUCGCUGGGGUGAUUACCUGUGCGACUCCCCCUGGGAUCUGAUCAUCUCCUCCAUCUACACCAUGAGACACAUCCUGCCCGACCCCGACUUCAUCCUGUGGACUGGUGAUGACACUCCACAUGUGCCUAACGAGCAGCUGGGAGAGGAGGCAGUGUUGCAGAUCAUUGCUAACGUCACUCACAUCCUGCAGGAGGUGUUUCCAGACACCAAAGUGUACUCUGCGAUGGGGAACCACGAUUUUCAUCCCAAGAGCCAGCUACCCGCUGAAGAGAACUCUGGAUACCUCAGGACUGCGGAGCUGUGGGGUCGCUGGCUGGACAGCAGCUCCAUAGACACAUUCAGAAAAGGUGCGUACUACACUGAGAGGCUGCUGAACAAGUCUGGCCAGCGCGUGAUUGUUCUGAACACAAACCUCUACUACAACCAGAACAAGCUGACCAUGGACCUCCCGGACCCCGCUGACCAGUUCAAGUGGCUGGAGCAGGAGCUGACCAGUGCAGCGGCAAGCAAGGAGAAGGUUUACAUCAUCGGACACGUUCCUCCUGGAUUCUUUGAGAAGAAGCGUCACACGUCCUGGUUCACUCGGCACUUCAACGAGCGCUACAUUGAGAUCGUCCGGAAGCACCACCCCGUCAUCGCAGGGCAGUUCUUCGGGCAUCAGCACACAGACAGCUUCCACAUGUUCUACGACAGCUCCGGGUCUCCGAUCAGCACAAUGUUCCUGGCUCCUGGAAUAACCCCCUGGAAAACUACACUCCCGGGAGUGGAGAACGGGGCCAACAACCCUGGCAUCCGAGUCUUCGAGUACGACCGCACCACCUUGCUCGUGAAGGACAUGGUGACCUACUACCUGAACCUGACUCACGCCAACCUGGCGGGCCCACGCUGGGAAAAGGAGUACCGGCUCACCGAAUCCUUCCGCGUGCCCGACGCCUCGGCACGCUCCAUGCACGGGGUGCUGCGACAGAUCGAGACGGAUGACUGUGCCCUGCAGCGAUAUUACCGCUUCAACUCUGUGAACUACGACCUCUCGCACUGCGACUCGGCCUGUCGCACGAACCACGUGUGUGCGAUCCGCGAGGUGGACUUCGCCAGGUACGAGAGCUGCGUCGUCACAGAGGGCGUCGCUCUCCUCUCUCUAGCGCCGGUUUUACUGCUGCUGCCGGCCACGCUGUCAUGGAAUCCGAUGAUGUAACUAAGGCUGUAUCUUAGUGCUGUCUGCUUUGUAACAGAGAUGUGCAGCUAAUCAUUUAUUAAACCUGUCCUUGAAUGCAGACCUGUUCUUU